Molecule: messenger RNA, 1341 nt
Organism: Eublepharis macularius
Lineage: Eukaryota; Metazoa; Chordata; Lepidosauria; Squamata; Eublepharidae
Gene: MBOAT4
Product: membrane bound O-acyltransferase domain containing 4
Exons: 3
Coding region: 1-1341 (446 amino acids)
Biological process (GO): peptidyl-serine octanoylation; lipid modification
Cellular component (GO): endoplasmic reticulum membrane
Molecular function (GO): serine O-acyltransferase activity
Source: RefSeq, a predicted model, not a curated record
AUGAACUGGGAAAAGCUGUUUUUAUACCACCCGACAGCUUUAUACCAGCUGGCUGUUUUUCCUUUCGUUGGUUUCUUUCAUUAUUUAUGGAUUUCUCAGUGUCUGUCUAUAAAUGCAAGGUACAUCUGUCUGCUGGCGAGCGGUUUCCUGCUGGCCUGCUCUGCAAUGGGGUGCUAUGCACUGCUGGUAUUUAUAUCUACCGUGGGUUCUGUUGCUGUAAUCCACUCAGCCGGCCCACAACAAGCCCACAAAUGGGUAUUUUUCUUUCAGAUGGCUUGGCAGACAGUUUGCCACAUGGGUCUGCACUAUAAAGAAUAUUUCCUGCACGAGGCUGCAGGCAUCAGAUUUUCUGUGGCUCUUUCGGUGCUCAUGAUGAUGACCCAGAAGGCGACCUCACUAGCUCUGGAUAUCCAGGAAAGAAAAGUGAGGGUCGAGUCUCCGAGCCUUGCAGAGGGGAGUCGGCUGAUGCAGUACCUGCUGCGAGCGUUGCCGUUUUCUAGCUAUCUGCUCUCCCCCCCAACUUUGCUGGGGGGCCCCCUGUGCUCUUUCCACAGGUUCCAGGCAUGGAUAAAGAAUCCCAGCGCUCCGCCUCCCAAGCGCUUCCUCUGGGCUGCCGCACAGAAAGGCUUCGGUGCUGUGAUUCUGGCCCUCUUGAAAAACCUGGUGAGAGGAUACGCUUGCCCACCGGACAACCUACUCAGCUGCAGGGGCCUCGGCUGCAUCCCUGCGCUAUGGACUUCUGCCCUGUUCUUCAGGCUGGCCUAUUACUCUCACUGGAUGCUCGAUGAGUCCAUCUUUAUUGCUUCUGGCUUGGGGCUGGAACUUGGUUGUGACCGAUACGCAGGGAGUGCCGGUGGUGUUCUCCUAGACACAGACAUCUGGACCCUGGAAACAACCAACAGGAUUGCCGUCUUUACCCGAUCGUGGAACAAGAGCACCGCUCAGUGGCUCAAAAGGCUUGUAUUCCAGAGGACCCCGUCUCGUCCCCUGCUGGCUACCUUUGCCUUUUCAGCCUGGUGGCACGGCCUACAUCCAGGACAGAUCUUUGGGUUUCUGUGCUGGGCUGUGAUGGUGGAAGCUGAUUACCGCAUUCGUUACUUUUCCCGGUCUUUUGCACCCUCGCAGCCUUGGAGGCUGUUGUAUCAAAUCCUGACGUGGUGUCAGACACAGCUGAUUGUGGCCUACGUUAUGCUGGCGAUUGAAAUGCGGAGCCUGUCCCUGCUUUGGCAGCUGUGGUUUUCUUACAACAGCUUCUUCCCACUGCUCUAUGCCAUUUCACUCCCACUGUUAGCAAAGAGAAGUACGAGCAGCCCUGUGGACCCUCGAGUGUCCCGUCAUUAA